CAGUUUUGGUCUUUUAUGAACCGCAUGUAGGAGCAGAGGGAGUCUUUACGUCUCUCAGCCUACUCAUAUCAAAAGCUCAAGCCUCAAUGCGCCUUGGAAGUCUAUAUUUGCCUGCGUCACAAACGCGCGCCUAGAAUAGUUGCAUAGAACGUCUAGUAUUUGUAAAAAACCAGCCAGCAUAAGGGCAUGUUAAUUACGGUAGAGGGAAAAGUUCGAAUCGAAUCUUCAUAACCUUUUGAUCGUGAAUCUGGACUUAUUGACACUAUCCGUGAGCCUUGGAAGACGGUGAUCUCGCUGACUCAAACACGUGAGUCAACAGCUCCAACUCCAACUCCAACUCCAGCACUCGCAAAGCUGCUUCAGUUGCUCUGAAUCACUUCCUACCUCAAGGGUGGCAACUGUGGACGAUGAGUCGGUUGAAAUCGCCAUAGAUGCGGUUUCUUCGUUCUCAGAGACAGCUUGCACGUCUCCGCCGCUUUUCGACUCCACGCGCUGCGGCCGAUUUCCCUGCUCGAGUCCAUCCCGCCAUCAGGCCUUCAGAGAGUCAUACAAUACGCUGCAACAGCCAAUUGACCUCAACACAAGCCAUUUUCCCGCUUCGACGUCUCCAUUCUCCUUACUGUUCCAUGCCAGGUAGGGAAUACGACGAAAUUCCUGCGGAAAGAGCGACAAAGAGGAGGCGUAUAUCCACUGCGACUGCCCCGCGCGAAAGCUCUCCAUCGACAAUGGAUCACGCAAAAAGUGCACAAACGCCGCAGGAAAUCCCUCAACCUUUACCGCAAAUCGAGCUUACGCCUAUAGAGAAUACGAUCAAGGCUCUUCUACUCGAUGUCGCAGAAUACGUUCGUCAGCGGGCCGCGGAGAAAGGUACCGAUAAUGCGGCGGCCGAGACUGAGAUGGUACUACGGUUUACUGGGGGUUGGGUGCGGGAUAAGCUCUUAGGGGUUGACAGUCAUGACAUUGAUGUGGGGAUUAGCAGCAUGACGGGAUAUCAGUUCGGUAUGGCCUUGAAGGAAUACCUCGACGUGCCAGAGAACUUGGAAAAGUACAAGAGGAGCCUUCCGGACGGCGAGUUGAGCGAUGCAAUCGUCAGUCUUCAUAAGAUCGAAGCAAAUCCGGAGAAGUCGAAGCAUCUGGAAACGGUGACAACAAAGAUUUUUGGGAUGGAUAUUGACCUGGUUAAUCUACGAAAAGAGACGUAUUCGGAAGACAGUCGCAACCCUCAAAUGGAAUUUGGAACUGCGGAAGAGGAUGCCAUGCGUCGGGAUGCUACCGUGAAUGCCCUCUUCUACAAUCUGAACCGUUCAAUAGUCGAGGAUUUCACUGGCAGGGGUAUCGAGGACAUGAAGUACCGCAUCAUUCGGACUCCUUUGGAGCCUUACCAAACAUUCAAGGAUGAUCCCCUGCGGGUUCUACGGUUGAUCCGAUUCGCAAGCCGAUUGGGAUACGUAAUCGAUAAGGAGACCGAAAUAGCCAUGCAAAACGAUGAUAUCAAGGAAGCUUUAAAGAUAAAAAUCAGCAAAGAGCGCGUCUUAGCUGAACUGGAUAAAAUGCUUCGAGGUCCUGAUCCCCGAGGUGCCCUAGAAUACAUCGAUCGGCUAGGACUAUAUAGCACGAUAUUUGCGAAUCACCGAGAUGAGGCGCAAGCUGACACGUCGUCAUGGUCCUUGGCCUACAAUGCUCUGGAGAGAUUUCUCAGCCCCUCACAUGAAAGCGCAGGAGAUAUCGGCCAGUCUGUGGAAAGAGUGCGGAACACCCUCGUCAGCGACAGAUCAGAGGCAUACUACUGCUGGAUCAUCGCUGCAUUUGCGCCCUGGGCUACCGUACCAGGGCGUGAGCCAAAAAACAACAAGGAGAAGCGCCCUCCUCCUCGAGUGACUGAAGUAGCCAGGGAUAGUCUACGGGCAGAUAAUAAGACUGCAAGCAUCUUAACUGAUGCCGCCAACAGCGCUGCUCAAAUCAUCGAAACCAAGGGAUCUCUACUAGCGGGAUUGAUACCCGGGACAGAAGCGGAGAUUCGACAACAAAUUGGCCUAAAGAUCCGCGAAUGGAAAAAGGACUGGAGGCUAUGCGUUGUCAUGUCUAUCCUUUUAGAGAUUAUGAAGGGCCGAAGCUUUGACGAAGUUAUCCGUGAGUACGACCAAUUCUUGUCGUACAUCAGCAGUAAAGAUCUUCUCGGGGCUUGUGAACUAAAGCCUAUUGUAAAUGGAGGAGAGAUCAUGGCGGGUUUGGGCGCUACCAAGGGACCUUGGAUGAGCAAGGCGCUGGAGAUGGUGAUAAAAUGGCAGCUUCUGCAUCCUGAAAUUUCUGACAAAGAGAAGGCCCUGGAGAUGCUCCAAGAAAGGAAGUCAGAGCUUGAUUUCAAGCCAGCCAGAUAGGCUUAUGGGGAGUUGUGGAGGAACUGGUUGACAGGCUCAGAAGUAAAAUCGGGUAAAUCGCCAGUAGUCCGUACUUAAAUAGUUGACGUCCUUGAUUGGACACCCAUCAAAAUCUCUCCGCAUCGCGGGACU
Paecilomyces variotii is the source of this 2510-nucleotide messenger RNA. RefSeq names its product poly(A) polymerase. Gene Ontology annotation, biological process: tRNA 3'-terminal CCA addition. The record is from RefSeq and is a predicted model, not a curated record. Gene Ontology annotation, molecular function: RNA binding; ATP:3'-cytidine-cytidine-tRNA adenylyltransferase activity. The transcript is spliced from 3 exons. The coding region runs from base 432 to 2378 and encodes 648 amino acids. NCBI's taxonomy places the organism in Eukaryota, Fungi, Ascomycota, Eurotiomycetes, Eurotiales, Thermoascaceae.